AUACAUAAGACGGGCAGAAACGACUGUUCAGGUAGCUUAAGAGCUGCCCGCUGGCUGGGACUGGGCGCGCGCCCUUGGUCCGUUAAGGGUGGAAGAAAGUGGGGUUUUUGAACCCCCUGUGUAGUUUGUGGCUGACGACGCUGCAAGGCUGGCAGGUCCUGGCCGGCACUCUUCAUUCAGCUUUCCACCGUGACACUGCUGACGAGGGUGAAUGCUGGAAAUGAAGAUUGUGGGGGACUUCUGAGAAUUAAUUGCAAUUUUGGAAGUUUUUCCCAUUAUUUAAACCUGACUGAAUCGGCAAAAAUGCCUGCUAUGGUUCCAGAACUGUGGAAUUACAUCCCAGAAGAAGUUCUCAGGCAAAUUUUCUAUUAUCUUUCUCUUCGAGAUAGAUACACGGUCUUCCAGGUGUGCAGGCAGUGGGCUACAGCUGUUUCCUCUAGCUCUGUUUGGCAUUACACAGAGAUCAGCUGUGACUCAGAGGAUGAGGAAGGCAUGCUACAGAGCCUGCUCCAGUUCCUCAGCCAAAUAAAACACCUAAAGAUUGUGUUUGACCAGUCCAAGGAGGUCAACCGGAAGAAUGUGACACGCAUCUUGGAUGUCUUGGCAAAACAGAACCACAAACUGCAGCAGCUGUGCAUUGUGUGCCGUGGGGAGAACCCCUACUUUUACUCUGGCCAGGACAUCCUACAGAGCAUACGGAAUAUAUGUGACACUAAAAACCAGAUAGAUCUUCAGCAUAUUGAUUUUCGAAAAAUGCCCUUCACUCUUGAUGGUGAGCUUGUUGAACUCUUAGCUACCGCCAACCCAAACUUGCACAGUUUGUUCAUCAACAACCGGACCCUGGUAUGCAACGUGGCACCAGACACCAUUAGGAAAGUUCUCAGAGCAUGCCCCAGACUCUCAGCCUUGGGGGUUUACUAUGCCAGUUUGUCUGACGAUGUAUUUCAGGAACUGCUCAAGCCCGAAAGAGCAGCUUUCACCCAUUUAGACAUUUUCUGUGAGCGCCUGGACAAAUACAUACCAGUCAUCUCAGAAGAACUCUGGGCUGCUGUAAGUCAAAAGCAUCCUCAGCUCUGUAUAGACCUAGAGUUUGAUCAUACAGUCCCUGCCUGCAAAAUACCACUGAUCCUAAAACCGAAUAUGCCUGUGAGCACACUGCAACUCAAUACCUAUAACUACAUGGUAAAUCAGAUUAGGUUUGUGACACAGAGCUACAGCAGUACUUUAAAGAAGCUGACACUGCAAACCACGUCCUCAGAGGACUUAAAUUCCUCACUAGUAGAUCUGGCCAGGCAGUGCAGAAAUCUGUUGGAGAUCCACUGCUAUUGUGUGGUCAGCCAGGAGGUGGUAGAAGCGUUCCUCAUGCACUGCCCCAGUUUGAAACAGUACACUCUGAAGGUCACCAAGGAACGGCACCCCUGGAAACCCGUAACAGUUCAGUGACCUGCUCCUACUGACUUCUUGGGGAAAUUGUGGGGAUCUGCGAGAGGGCAGGGAAAGAAGUUUUAGGCUAUAAGGAAAACACUGCAAAAUGCUAUUUGCAGUCAUUGAGAACGUGCCGUUUCAACAGCACUGGCUGUUACGUAUGAUACACACCUGUUCUGCAGGCCAAGCAUUUACACUCAAAUGUAACAGAGAAAGGGUUACAGAGAAAUAGAAUUCCUCUCUUUUUUUCCUUAAUUUUCUUUCUUUCUUUCUACUACUCUUUUGGCGUUUCAGUGAUGGUGAGAUCACCUGUUAUCCAGCUUGGAGGGAUAUAACAGGAGCUGAAUUAUAUCAGGAAAUACAAGCAGGACAAAAAGCGCUUAAGGAAAAGCAUUGACAAGGUAGUAAUAAAAGGCACGUGGCCUGCAAAUUCCCUUGUCCAUCUUGUCUUUCUGUUGCUGGGGAAUGCUGAUUUCCAGGUUAUAAUUUGAAUGACUUUUGCAAAGGCCUUUGCUUUCAUUACAUUGUUAGUGUUUCUUAGGACAAUCAGGAGUAUUAACAGGUUUUGAAUCUGAUGUCUGCAUUCACAUGCAAAUUAUCUUGCAUCUGAGUUAGGAUACGUGUGUGUGGUUCUGUUCUACCAAAGAUUUUGGUAAAUGUUAUUUGAAGAGCAGUUUCUGAGCUGAAAUGAUCCUGGCAUAAAGUGACACUGCGAGCUCCUAUUAGAGCUAUCUAAAGCAUUUAUUAUAAUAAUAAUAAUAAAAUAAAGCAUAUUGUCAUCUAGA
Phalacrocorax carbo (great cormorant) is the source of this 2210-nucleotide messenger RNA. The record is from RefSeq and is a predicted model, not a curated record. Lineage: Eukaryota; Metazoa; Chordata; Aves; Suliformes; Phalacrocoracidae.